CAAUCAUCAGUUGUGUUCUGUUGUUUGAAUACGAAGUACCCGAACGCCGAAACCAUGAAUCGUUGGCUUACAGUGGCCUUCCUGGUGGCUUCCGCCGGAGGAGCAUUCUCGUUGUACUCGGCCAUUUCGGUUGGCUCCACGGGCCUCGCCAACAUGGCCACCAACCUGCAAUCACUUUCGGUCGUGAUGGGCAGAUACUACACCGCCCUCAACACUGACCGGAAUUUGGUGAACGCAUCUUUGAACGAUUUGGGAUACUAUAUCAACGUGACAUAUGCUGCAAUGAACAAAACUUACGGAGCCACUCAACCGAACCUGGUUUCGAUGAUGCAGACUAUUGCAUACUUUAAUCAAACUCUUGGAUAUGGAGAACAAUCAGUUCAUUCCAUGAUUUCGUCAGAUUUAUCUCAAGUGUCCAGUAAUCUGCAGCAGGUGAUCGACACCAUUUUCCAGAGCUUCUCAAUGUCGCUGUACACGAUGAGCUCGUACGAUCAGUCGUAUACUGAAGAUAAGUGCGUUGCCAAAAACAUGACACAAAUGUCUCAAAUUCCCAACAAUUUGGGCAAGCUGGGUCCGUGUCUGCAGCAAGAGGUCAACACUGCAAACGCCAUCACUCCAACAAUUGUCGCAACUAUUAAACUGCUCAAGGCCGAUCUCAUUGCGUAUAACAACCUCCUCAAAAUUUGCCAGCCGACAUCAACCACGUGUCUUGAACAGGUUAGUAGCUGAAAAAACUUUUUCUCCAAAAUAUUUCAUUUUUUUAUUUGAAUUGCAGUUCUUCAUGGGUCUUUCGAUGGACUUGAGUAACGUCCAAAGCGCGCUGUAUUUCGUGCAGCAAUAUGUCAGUUAUAUCCAGCAGGAUGCGUACACUCGUAACCGCAUCUGUGGCGAGCUGGUCAGAGCCGACGUUCAGGAUCAAAUUACGAACUUGCAAUCUGCCGUGCAAAGCUGCUCGUAUCCUCAGAUGUCAUGAUUUCAUGUGAAUUAAUGGUACAGUGCAGUGCCAGAAUCAAUGGUGCAAUCAGUGGAUGUAGCUUUAAGUUAGUUUGAAUUAAAUUCAUUACACAUUCUUCCUACACAACAGUA
This is a messenger RNA of Culex pipiens pallens (northern house mosquito), 1086 nucleotides long. RefSeq lists its product as uncharacterized. Bases 55 to 729 code for a protein of 224 amino acids. NCBI's taxonomy places the organism in Eukaryota, Metazoa, Arthropoda, Insecta, Diptera, Culicidae. The record is from RefSeq and is a predicted model, not a curated record. The transcript has a single exon.